This is a messenger RNA of Callithrix jacchus (white-tufted-ear marmoset), 2297 nucleotides long. NCBI's taxonomy places the organism in Eukaryota, Metazoa, Chordata, Mammalia, Primates, Cebidae. The record is from RefSeq and is a predicted model, not a curated record.
UUUUACUUAUAUUCAUUUUUAAUCCCAUCUUUUAAAUUUUUGCUUUAAAGAAAAGUUGUAUGAGUUAUAUGGUUUGGCUGUCACCCCACAUAAUCUCAACUUGAAUUGUAUCUCCCAGAAUUCCCAGGUGUUGUGGGAGGGACCCAGGGGGAGGUUACUGAAUCGUGAGGGCCAGUAUUUCCCGUGCUAUUCUCAUGAUCAUGAAUAAGUCACAUGAGAUCUUAUGGGUUUACAGGGGCUUCCACUUUUGCUUCUUCCUCAUUUUUCUCUUUCCACCUUAGCCUCCAUGUAGGGAGUGCCUUUUGCCUCCUACCAUGAUUCUGAGGCCUCCCCAGCCAUGUGGAACUGUAAGUCCAAUUAAACUUUUUCUUCCCAGUCUCGGGUAUGCUUUAUCAGCAGCAGGAAAACAGACUGAUAUAGUAAAUUGGUACCAGUAGAGUGGGGCGUUGGUGAAAAGAUACCUGAAAAUGUGGAAAUGACUUUGGAACCAGGUAACAGGCAGAGGUUAGAACAGUGUGGAGGGCUCAGAAGAAGACAGGAAAAUGUGGGAAGGUUUGGAACUUCCUAGAGACUUAUUGAAUGGCUUUACCUAAAAUACUGAUAGCGAUAUGGACAAUAAGGUCCAGGCUGAGGUGGUGUCAGAUGGAGAUGAGGAACUUGUUGUGACUAGGAGCAAAGGUGACUCUUAUUAUGUUUUAGCAAAGAGACCGGGCACAUUUUGCCCCUGCCAUAGAGAUCUGUGGAACUUUGAACUUGAGAAAGAUGAUUUAGGGUAUCUGGUGGAAGAAAUUUCUAAGCAGCAAAGCAUUCAAGAGGUGACUUGGGUACUUUUAAAGGUAUUCAGUUUUAUAAGGGAAGCAGAGCAUAAACGUUUGGAAAAUUUGCAGCCUGACUAUGUGAUAGAAAAGAAAAACCAGUUUUCUGGGGAGAAAUUCAAGUCCACUGAAGAAAUUUGCAUAAGUAGCAAAGAGCCUAAUGUUAAUCCCCAAUGCAAUGGGGAAAAUGUCUCCAGGCCCUGUCAGAGACCUUCACAGUGGCCCUUCCCAUCAAAGGCCCAAAGGCUCAGGAGGAAAAAGUGGUUUUGCAGGCCAGACCCAGGGUACCUGUGCUGUGUGCAGUCUAGGGAGUUGGCGCCCUGUGUCCUAGCUGCUCCAGCUGUGGUUGAAAGGGGCCAACCCAGAGCUCGGGCUGUGGCUUUAGAGAGUGCAAGCCCCAAGACUUGGUAGCUUCCAUGUGGGGUUGGGCUUGUGGGUACACAGAAGUCAAGAACUGAGGUUUAGGAACUUCUGCCUAGAUUUCAGAAGAUGUAUGGAAACACCUGGAUGCCCAUGCAGAAGUUUCCUGCAGGGGUGGGGCCCUCAUGGAGAACCUCUGCUAGGGCAGUGCAGAAGGGAAAUGUUGGGUUGGAGCCCCCAUGUAGAGUCCCCACUGGGGCACUGCCUAGUGGAGCUGUAAGAGGGCCACCAUCCUCCAGACCCCAGAAUGGUACAUCCACCGACAGCUUGCCCUAUGUGCCUGGAAAAGCCACAGACUCUCAACGCCAGCCUGUGAAAGCAGCCAGGUAGUACAGGGAGGCUAUUCCCUGCAAAGCCACAGGGCUGGAGCUGCCCAAGAUCAAGGGAACCCACCUCUCGUAUCAGCGUGACCUGGAUGUGGGCCUGGAAUCAAAGGAGAUCAUUUGGGAGCUUUAAGAUUUGACUGCUCUGCUGGAUUUUGAACUUUCAUGGGCCCUGUAACCCUUUUGUUUGGCUAAUUUCUCUCAUUUGAAAUAGCUAUGUUUACCCAAUACCUAUACCCCCAUUGUAUUUAGGUAGUAACUAGCGUGCUUUUGAUUUUACAGGCUCAUGGGCAGAAGGGACUUGCCAUAUCUCAGAGAAGACUUUGGACUGUGGAUUUUAGGUUAAUGUUUAAAUGAGUUAAGACUUUGGGGACUGUUGGGAAGGCAUGAUUGGUUUUAAAUGUGAGGACAUGAGAUUUGGAAGGGCCAAGGGCGGAAUGGUAAGAUUUGGCUGUGUCACCACCCAAAUCUCAACUUGACUUGUAUCUCCCAGUAUUCCCACAUGUUGUGCCAGGGAGCCAGCAGGAGGCAUUGAAUCAUGGGGGCCGGUGUUUCCAGUGCUAUUUUCCUGAUAGUGAAUAGGUCUCAGCAGAUCUGAUAGGUUUAUCAGCAGUUUCUACUUUUGCUUCUUCCGAUUUUUCUCUUGCCACUACUGUGUAAGAAGUGCCUUUCAGCUCCUGCCAUGAUUCCAUUGCCUCCCCAGCCAUGUAAAACUGUGUAAGUCCAAUUAAACCUUUUU